GCGCUUCCCGGGCGGUGAAUCAUCGCCCGCAGUCCGCUUGCAGCGCGGGGCCCUGGCCGCGCCCUUGGAGACCCGAGCCGCGCUCUCUGGACCGCCGGGCGCCGGGACGCGCACGAUGGCGGGCAUCGCGGCCAAGCUGGCGAAGGACCGGGAGGCGGCCGAGGGGCUGGGCUCGCACGAGAGGGCCAUCAAGUACCUCAACCAGGACUACGAGGCGCUGCGGAACGAGUGCCUGGAGGCCGGGGCGCUCUUCCAGGACCCCUCCUUCCCGGCCGGCCCUUCCUCCCUGGGCUUCAAGGAGUUGGGACCCUACUCCAGCAAGACGCAGGGCAUCCAGUGGAAGCGGCCCACGGAGAUCUGCGAUGACCCCCAAUUUAUUGUUGGAGGAGCCACCCGCACAGAUAUCUGCCAAGGAGCCCUGGGUGACUGCUGGCUGCUGGCAGCCAUCGCCUCCCUCACCUUGAAUGAGGAGAUCCUGGCUCGAGUCGUCCCCCUGGACCAGAGCUUCCAGGAGAACUAUGCGGGGAUCUUCCGCUUCCAGUUCUGGCAGUACGGCGAGUGGGUGGAGGUGGUCGUGGACGACAGGCUGCCCACCAAGGACGGGGAGCUGCUCUUCGUGCAUUCGGCAGAGGGGAGCGAGUUCUGGAGCGCGCUGCUGGAGAAGGCAUACGCCAAGAUCAAUGGGUGUUAUGAAGCACUCUCGGGGGGCGCCACCACCGAGGGCUUCGAGGACUUCACCGGAGGCAUCGCUGAGUGGUACGAGUUGAGGAAGGCCCCUUCCAACCUGUUCAAGAUCAUCCAGAAGGCACUGCAGAAAGGCUCUCUCCUUGGCUGCUCCAUCGAUAUCACCAGCGCUGCAGACUCGGAGGCCGUCACGUUCCAGAAGCUGGUGAAGGGGCACGCGUACUCCGUCACCGGAGCCGAGGAGGUUGAAAGCAACGGAAGCCUGCAGAAGCUGAUCCGCAUCCGGAAUCCCUGGGGAGAGGUGGAGUGGACCGGGAGGUGGAAUGACAACUGCCCAAACUGGAAUACUGUCGACCCAGAGGUGAGGGAAAGGCUGACCAGACGGCAUGAAGAUGGAGAGUUCUGGAUGUCUUUCAGCGACUUCCUGAGGCACUAUUCUCGCCUGGAGAUCUGCAACCUGACCCCCGACACCCUCACCUGCGAUUCCUACAAGAAGUGGAAACUCACCAAGAUGGAUGGGAACUGGAGGCGGGGCUCCACGGCCGGAGGCUGCAGGAACUACCCGAAUACCUUCUGGAUGAACCCUCAGUACCUGAUCAAGCUGGAGGAGGAGGAUGAGGACCAGGAGGACGGGGAGAGCGGCUGCACCUUCCUGGUGGGCCUCAUCCAGAAGCACCGGCGGCGCCAGAGGAAGAUGGGCGAGGACAUGCACACCAUUGGCUUUGGCAUCUAUGAGGUUCCGGAGGAGUUAAAUGGACAGACCAAUGUCCACCUCAGCAAAAACUUCUUCCUGACGCACAGAGCCAGGGAGCGGUCGGACACCUUCAUCAACCUGCGAGAGGUGCUCAACCGCUUCAAGCUGCCCCCGGGCGAGUACAUCCUCGUGCCAUCCACCUUUGAGCCCCACAAGGAUGGGGACUUCUGCAUCCGGGUCUUUUCUGAAAAGAAAGCUGACUACCAAGUUGUUGAUGAUGAAAUCGAGGCCAACCUUGAAGAGACUGACGUCAGCGAGGAAGACAUUGAUGAUGGAUUCAGGAGGCUCUUUGCCCAGCUGGCGGGGGAGGAUGCAGAGAUUUCUGCCUUCGAGUUGCAGACCAUCUUGAGACGAGUUCUAGCAAAGCGCCAAGAUAUCAAGUCAGAUGGCUUCAGCAUCGAGACCUGCAAAAUCAUGGUUGACAUGCUAGAUUCGGAUGGGACCGGUAAGCUGGGGCUGAAGGAGUUCUACAUCCUUUGGACGAAGAUUCAGAAAUACCAAAAAAUUUACCGGGAAAUCGAUGUGGACAGGUCUGGUACCAUGAACUCCUAUGAGAUGCGGAGAGCAUUGGAAGAAGCAGGUUUCAAGCUGCCCUGUCAACUCCACCAAGUCAUCGUGGCUCGGUUCGCAGAUGACGAGCUCAUCAUCGAUUUUGAUAAUUUCGUUCGGUGUUUGGUUCGACUGGAGACGCUAUUCAAGAUAUUUAAGCAGCUGGACCCCGAGAAUACUGGCACGAUAGAGCUCGACCUUAUCUCUUGGCUCUGUUUCUCAGUCCUUUGAAGUCAUAACUAAUCUGCCUGAAGACUUCUCAUGGAAGAAAAUCAGCCAAGGACUCGGCUUCUACAGAGAAAUCUUUUAUCUGGACUUUGAAAUUAUGGGAACAUUUACUUAGACUGCUGAUUAUAGCUGAACAUCGUGAUAUUAUUUGAGAUAGAACUUUCAGAUAUCAGAGUAAAAGAUUUGCUUAUCAUUAUAAUAAAUGCAAGUGAUCGCUUAGCAUUUGAUAAGCUCAAAGAAAGCUUUAAAUCUGUAAAUAGAAUACACUUUUUACUCUUACACACUUCCCUGUUUAUAGCAAUAUUAAACCAGGAAAAAAUGCAGGGAGGUAUUUCACAGCUGAGCAAACAUUAGGCCCAUCUCAAAGGACACAAGGUCCUUGCCGGGAGUAUUUAAAGCAACUUCACGUCUAAAGCCGCAGCUGUGGCUUGCACCAAACAGCCGUUUGGUGUUACCAGAUACCAAGGGAAUGGGUUACCAUUUCCUGUAAGCAAUAUGGAAAAUAUGAUGCAUCUCAAAGUCAUCUUGUCGAGGCAUCAAAGGGUCCAGGAGAGAAAGCACACCUCUGUCAUUUGGGUUAAACAAGAGACAGAUUUUAUAAAAUUCAUUGGUUAACAGUAAGUCGUUGUUCUUAGACUCAAGUCCUUGAGCACGUCUGGUCUUACACGCUGUGUUCUCCAUCCUGAAGGGGUUCUCCUCUUGGUCAGCUGAAGCAGGACCCCGAAACCGGGAGUCCAGUUUGCAAGCCAAUCGUGAUGUGAGACAAAACAAGCCAUUUGCUGCCUGCCUCAAAGCUUCUCGAACGCCACCACCUCUGCUGUCUGUGCAUGGAGUCGGGGACCAUCGUAUGGGAGUACCUGUGGAAACGACCCAGGCUUGUUUCCUGGCUUCACCUUGGGAGAAUGCUAGCGACAUUAUAAAAAUAUUGCCUUGUUGCCUUAUCUCCUUCCAAACGUACUGUUUAAAUAAAGAGUCGCCCGGGCAAUGG
Molecule: messenger RNA, 3203 nt
Organism: Diceros bicornis minor
Lineage: Eukaryota; Metazoa; Chordata; Mammalia; Perissodactyla; Rhinocerotidae
Gene: CAPN2
Product: calpain 2
Exons: 21
Coding region: 116-2218 (700 amino acids)
Biological process (GO): proteolysis
Cellular component (GO): cytoplasm
Molecular function (GO): calcium ion binding; calcium-dependent cysteine-type endopeptidase activity
Source: RefSeq, a predicted model, not a curated record